CCAAGAAUGCGUUCGGGGGCACGCACCUCGAGCUGCGGCCCAAGUUCCUCCGGCCGUGCCCGGACGUGCGGGGCAAUGCGCUGGACGCCAUGGAAGUGGGCUACGAGAUGAGCGGCCGCACCGCCGUCGUCAUCGCGUUCAACACGACCAUCAACCGCCCGACGGAAAAGUGGUCCAAGAUUCGGAUGUCGGUGGAGCAGUGCGACCGCGACCAGGCCGUGUCCUCGACCUCGUGCACCCCCUACCGGACCAUCGACUUCUCCGACCCCUGCGGCAUGAUGUUGAGCCACUCCAUGCCCUGGGCCAGGGUCAUCGCCGACGUGCAGCCCAAGCUAAGGUGCCCCGUCGACAAGCUUUACGAUCCAUGUCCGCCAAGCACGGCUGCCACCGGACCCGGCCAGAGUCGCCGGGCACCAUGCAGAAUGGCGACGCCGCGGGUCAGCGGGCUGCUGCCGCUGCUGGCGGUGCUCGUCCUCGGCGCGUCCGCGGCCAGGAGGCUCACCGACAGCACGCACCUCGAGCUGCGGCCCGUGCACAUCCAGCCGUGCGUCGGCGACUUCGACAACGCCCUCAAAUCGCUGGACGUGGCCUUCGAGAUGCGCGGCCGCACCAGCGUCGUCUUCAACGUGAACAUGACCGUCAGCCGGUCGGUUGACAGGUGGGUCAAGGGCUACUCGAUCAUCGAGAAGUGCGACCAGACCGUGUCCGCCGACACUUGCACGACCUUCAGGGUGUUCGAGUCUGGCGACCUCUGCGGCAUGUUCAUGAACCGAGCCAUGCCCUGGGCGAAGAUCGUCGACAGCGUGACACCCAAGAUGGGUUGUCCCAUCAACAAGGGCACGUACAGGCUGACCAACGGUACGCUGUCCAUGGACCUGCUCAACGCCAUGAGCAGCACGCUCCGCCUGGAGGGUCCCGUGUGGCGGGCGCGCUCACACUGCGUCGACCCGCGGGGGGACGUCCAGUUCUGCAUGGACACCGCCGGCGAGCUGUUCCGAGUGCGGAACCGACCCAAUAAGGGCAAAGGCCUCUAGGGGGUGGGUGACGGGCGACAACAUCUCCAAUACACAAACAGGCCGGGCCGCGCGGGUGAGACUGAAAGAGCACUUCGAUUGUGAGAGAAUGAUCAAACAAAAAUAUAGCGAAGAGGCGAGAUGAUGA
Messenger RNA from Frankliniella occidentalis (western flower thrips), 1161 nucleotides. RefSeq lists its product as uncharacterized. Bases 90 to 1034 code for a protein of 314 amino acids. The transcript has 3 exons. Lineage: Eukaryota; Metazoa; Arthropoda; Insecta; Thysanoptera; Thripidae. The record is from RefSeq and is a predicted model, not a curated record.